GGAAGAAACGGAAACACAGGUGCGCGUGUCGCAUCGUUUUGACUCUGCGGAUCAUUUGACAAGAUCUUGCCUGACAAGAAGUAUGCACUACCAUCGCGGAAACUGCGAGAAUGCCAAACCACGACUUGGCACCUGAAUGCAGACGCCAGUACACCCAAAAGGACAAGGGAGCAACUGAUAACGAGGCGCUCAUUUUUCGCUUCGCAGGCCCAUCUGUAUAUUCACCCAUGGGUGUCUUGUUCUGUUCAUUUCACUUUCUCGCUGCUGCUCUCUUUUCACCCAACCGCUGCUGUAUCUUUCACUCGCUUGUGGCAUUAUUCACAUCCGCUCGCUGCAUUAUGUUCUUUCUCGUCUCACUCGCUGUAUCAUCCACAAUUUCUCGGUGCAUUAUGCUCGUUCAUUAUUGUCGCACUCACUUUGUAAUGUUUGUAGUAGUACUUGUAUACUGUGCUCGCUAUACACGCCAGGUCAUUUUCAGAUGUUUGUACAUACACGAAUGGGAAUCGAGCAAGUCUGUGCAUGUUGCAUUUCUGAAUGCAAGCACGAUGAGUUUGAGAAUCGAGACAUACCCGAGGGGUCGUCUUCCAACUUGAUUGGAUUCCGCAGACGAUGGUGUGUUCAACUGCGGCUAUUUCUGACUAUCGACCUUCAUAGCCCAGCAUUAAUCUCAUACAUCUUAUCGUCCCUACCUCAGGCUGCAAUAAAUGUCACUUUG
This is a messenger RNA of Suillus bovinus, 715 nucleotides long. RefSeq lists its product as uncharacterized. NCBI's taxonomy places the organism in Eukaryota, Fungi, Basidiomycota, Agaricomycetes, Boletales, Suillaceae. The transcript has a single exon. Bases 111 to 593 code for a protein of 160 amino acids. The record is from RefSeq and is a predicted model, not a curated record.